Aphanomyces invadans is the source of this 1300-nucleotide messenger RNA. RefSeq lists its product as hypothetical. Bases 336 to 686 code for a protein of 116 amino acids. Lineage: Eukaryota; Oomycota; Saprolegniomycetes; Saprolegniales; Verrucalvaceae. The transcript has a single exon. The record is from RefSeq and is a predicted model, not a curated record.
UGGCGGCCAUGCGCCAACUCCUCGAGCGCUUUCGAUUCAGGUCGGUUAAAUAGUCCUAAAGGUCUACAUAUCCCUACAAUUUGACGGGGUACUGGUCCAACGUGCCGAUCGUGUACCCGAGGAACUGGAGCUCCGCGAUGACAUCGCGAAACAUCGACGCCUUGGCAACGUCUGCAAAGAAGUAGUCGUGUGUGAGGAGCACGACGUGGUCGCCGCGCGGCCCAACCUUCCACUUGCUGUCGAACUGGUUGACGACGUCUUGGACAACGCGGCAUUUCUCGCGCUGCGCGUCGUACGUAGCUUUGGCAUCCAUCCGCCACUCGGCAUCCCAGCCCAUGACGAACCACGGCUUCGUGUCGGCCCUGCACUCGAGCUUUCCGCCAAAGAGCUUUUCUGCCGUCAUCAUGCGGAUGUCGCGCUCGGGACCCAAGUCUUCUUUGCGCAACCCAGUCACCGACGUCACGUCCGGCAGUCGCCAUACGUUCGUGCACGGCAGACGCGCGUACGACCACAGCGUCGACACUGCGCGCUUGUACGCAGCUACCUCGGCGUCGUUUUCCCACAGUGUUUCGUUGGACAGGGCCAUAUCGAUGCGCAAUGCUCCGCGGACGAUGUCGGACCACGGAUCUUUCCCGCACUUGGCGAACUUGUCUUCGAUCUUCGUGGCCGCAUUCAUUGUGCGGUAGUUGCAAAAGCCCGCUUUCGCGUCGUAAAAGUGCGAGUCCGAGUGCGCAGCGAUCAUGUGCCCUGCCUUGAUCGUCCACACGAGGAGCUGCAACGCCGUGUCGUACGCUGCUGCAUUGCACUGGAGGUUGAUGAUCGCGUCGGUUUCUUGGCCGCAAAAGUUGUAUCCGCUUUCGAGGAACGUCACGUAGGCAGGGGCGACUUUGUUCGGGCGGUUGUUGAGCUGGUCCAUCGCGUUGAGCAGGUUCAGGCGGCUGCCCGGAGACGGUCCGUCGUCGACGGUCAUGUACACGGUUUCCUUGGACGAUUUGGCUUUCCGGGAAAUGCCGCAUGUCGGGGCUGUGGGGAUUGGGACUUUGGCCGGUUGCCCUACAAACUUGGGAAACCUGACCUUGUCUAUGACUGGAACCGUGUCGUUGGUGCUGUUGUUGGUGGGAACGGUCGUGAUGGGGGCCUCGGUUGGUGCGUCGGAAUGCGGAGCCGACGGCCACGGCUGGUUGACGUAGUUGGGUCCGUCGUGUUUGUGGUUGCCGCGGUCUCCGCCUCCUUCGUGCGACCCAAACAUGAACAUAGCCACAACAUUCCACACGAUGACGAGGCCGAACAUGGGACUGGG